CUUCUUAACAUUUAUCCCACAUGAAAUUUGAAGAAUAUGCUAAAAGAAGAACAGGGCAUGAAUGGUUUCGUUUAGAGGCGGAGGAAUACGAAAGAGAGCAUGAAAAAAUGUUUGACGCUGAAGGUGUUAAUAAUCCCCUGUGUGCCUAUCUACCAGGAACAUUGCUUGAAGAAACAAGGGCAGAUUCUGAAUACAAUAUUGGCAUGGUCUACUAUCUCGGUACACACGCCAGAAAAAACUAUAAAGAAGCUUACAAGUGUUUUCUACAGGCUUCUAAAUAUGGCCAUUUGAAAGCUGUAGAAAAAAUCGCAAGAUUAUAUUACUUUGGUCAAGGUGUCGAGCAAGAUUAUUGUAAGGCUUUUGAAUGGUAUAAAAGAGCGGCUGAAUUCGGCGAUAUAGAGUCUCAAUUUCGUCUUGGGAUUCUUUACAAUGAUGGUUUGGGCGUACUUCGGGAUUAUCAAUGUGCGUUUGAGUACUAUACAACUGCGGCAGAUACGGGCAAUCACGUGCUGGCAAUGUAUAAUUUGGGUGUUCUGUACGAAAAUGGUGAUUAUGUUCCCAAAGAUUAUCCUAAAGCUUUUGAACUUUAUUCCAAAGCUUCUGAAUUUGAUGAUGAAAUUUCCCUAUAUAAAGUAGCCACAUGGUAUGAGAAAGGCAGGGGGACUGCACAAAAUUAUAAAAAGGCUAUCAGUAUCUAUAGGCGGCUAGUAAACGACGAUCGCAGAUCAGAAGCACAUUAUCGAAUAGGCCGUAUGUAUGAUGAGGGACACGGUGUAAGCCAAAACUACUUGCAAGCAUACAAGAACUAUUUUGUAUUAGCAAGAAUAGGAAACCCAAAAGCACAAAUGCGAGUAGGAAUAAUGCACCUGAAUGGAUUGGGGAUAGACAAAAGCAAAGACGAGGGUAUCUAUUGGCUUGAAAAGGCAGCCCAGGGAGGAAAUGACUUGGCUGAUGCCAUGCUUAACGAAAUGGAAGUAUGGGAGGCUGUAGAGGACAAAAAGCAAACAGCAGAUUCCCCAAAAUCGCUAAAUGAUUUGUUUAAUUUGUGAAUUUUAAUAAAAGUAUGUAAAACGCCAUAGGUGUAUUUGCUCAACAAGGCUCA
Mucor mucedo is the source of this 1102-nucleotide messenger RNA. RefSeq lists its product as uncharacterized. Lineage: Eukaryota; Fungi; Mucoromycota; Mucoromycetes; Mucorales; Mucoraceae. Bases 21 to 1049 code for a protein of 342 amino acids. The transcript is spliced from 2 exons. The record is from RefSeq and is a predicted model, not a curated record. Gene Ontology annotation, molecular function: protein binding.